Penicillium arizonense is the source of this 1761-nucleotide messenger RNA. It is a transcript of the gene abr2, whose product is annotated as laccase abr2. Gene Ontology annotation, molecular function: copper ion binding; oxidoreductase activity. The record is from RefSeq and is a predicted model, not a curated record. Bases 1 to 1761 code for a protein of 586 amino acids. NCBI's taxonomy places the organism in Eukaryota, Fungi, Ascomycota, Eurotiomycetes, Eurotiales, Aspergillaceae. The transcript has 6 exons.
AUGACACAAACGAAGUCGCUGUUCCUGACCUUGAUGGGCGCCGCUGCCCUGAUUGAGGCAGCCCAAGUUCAUUAUAAUCUCGACCUUACAUGGCAGAGGGGCGCACCGAACGGGGUGGAGAGGGAGAUGAUCUUCGUGAAUGAUCGGUUUCCAGGUCCGCCGUUGAUUUUGGAUGAAGGAGAUGAAAUCAUAAUAGAUGUGACCAACAACUUGCCAUUCAAUACAUCUGUCCAUUUCCAUGGCAUUGAGCAAACCAACACCCCAUGGGCGGACGGAGUAUCAGGUCUAUCUCAAUGGGCCAUCAAGCCCGGUGGAAAGUAUCGGUACCAGUGGCAAGCGACGACGUAUGGUACAUACUGGUACCAUGCUCAUGACAAGGAUAGAAUGAUGGAUGGUCUCUAUGGUGCCAUUCGUAUUCGCCCGUCUGCCAACCGAGAGUCACCAUUUGCAAUGAUCUCGGACGACCCCGCCGAUAUUGCAGCCAUGACCAAUGCUGCGCAUGAUGCCCAGUUGGUAAUGCUGUCUGACUGGGACCAUCUCCCAUCCGAUGAAUACAUGGAUGUCCUGAAAAAAACGGGCUAUGAUAUCUUUUGCUCAGAUAGCAUUCUCAUCGAUGGUGCAGGCUCCAUAUACUGCAAAGACCCUGAAUAUUUGACAAACCUCCAGCCCGCCCCGGUCAGAGCGGUCGUAAAUGAGAGUUUGACGGACAAAGGAUGCGAUCCAUUCCUGCGGGCCCUCCAAGGUGAUUGGGAGCACCACCCAGAGUUACUUCCUGAGGGGAUGAACUCCGGAUGUACACCUAGCGAUGGUCCAACCUCCGUCUUUGAAGUGGCACCUGAAGCUAAAUGGGCCAGUUUCAACUUCAUCAGUGCAGCAAGUCUCAAAUCUCUCAUCUUCUCCAUCGAUGAGCACCCGAUGUACAUAUACGAGGUUGAUGGACGCUACAUUGAGCCGCAACUUGCCCAUCAGGUCUCCAUUUACAAUGGAGAGCGUUACUCCGCCAUGGUCAAAUUGGACAAGGAAGCUGGCAGCUACACCAUCCGUGUCGCUGGUCACAAUAACCAGGUCAUCUCUGGCUUUGCUACACUCUCCUACAAGGGUGGCGAGCAAAACAAGCGGGAAUCGACGCCAUACAUCGACUAUGGUGGCAGCAACACCACAGCUGCUGUGAUCCCGCUUGACACAACAACCCUGCCGCCAUACCCUCCUAUCCUACCUGCGGAUUACGCCGAUGAUUUCCAUCUCCUAACCCUCGGACGGAUCAAAUCAUCCUGGGAAUGGACUUUGGACGGAACAUCAUUUUUACCAGCCAAUCUGAACCAAAUGGAGCCAGUUAUUCUCAACCCACAAGCACCUGGCUUGGAUUCUUCCCUCAAGAUUGAGACGCGGAAUGGCACCUGGGUAGAUAUUGUGUUCCAGCUUGCCAUCCCAGAGCCAACCAAACUUCAGCCACCGCACCCGAUGCACAAGCACUCAAACAAGGCAUUUUUGAUUGGGAGUGGAAUGGGGAAGUUUGCGUGGGGAUCUAUCGCGGAAGCACGAAACAGCAGCCCGGACAGCUUCUUCAACACGCCUGUGUAUCGGGAUACAUUUGUGACCGCGCCGAACGGGGAAGCCUGGAUCGCUAUUCGGUACCAGGUUGUGAACCCGGGCCCAUUCCUUUUGCAUUGCCAUAUGGAGACACACCUCUCUUCGGGUAUGGGCCUUGUGUUGUUGGAUGGCAUAGAUGCUUGGCCUCAAGUUCCCGCUCAGUAUCUGUAG